Harmonia axyridis is the source of this 2515-nucleotide messenger RNA. RefSeq names its product conserved oligomeric Golgi complex subunit 7 (gene Cog7). Bases 160 to 2349 code for a protein of 729 amino acids. Lineage: Eukaryota; Metazoa; Arthropoda; Insecta; Coleoptera; Coccinellidae. The record is from RefSeq and is a predicted model, not a curated record. Gene Ontology annotation, biological process: retrograde vesicle-mediated transport, Golgi to endoplasmic reticulum; intracellular protein transport; Golgi organization. The transcript has 9 exons. Gene Ontology annotation, cellular component: COG complex.
AAAUAUAUAAAUAUUUUGAUUUUUUUAUUCGUAAGCAGGAAUUCUUCAGUUCAGGAUCCCUAAUAUUUCAGAAGAAUUGAGGGUUUACCGAAUUGAGUUAACAAAAUUGCCACUAGGAAUUCAAACAUUAACUGGAAAGCAUCUUAGCCUCCGGAAAAGAUGGAUAUAACAGUGUUUUCGGAAGAUGAUUUCGAUACCAAAGCCUGGGUAAACAAAAUACUCGAAGAAGGAGAAAAACAGGAUAAGAAAGAGAAUUAUACAAUGUCUCUCGUUAUGAAAUUGCAACUAUAUGUCCAGCAAGUAAAUAAGUCCUUGGAGGAAACAAGUCAAGAGGUUCUCUCCUCAUUACCCAAAAUAAUAAGAAACACUAAACAACUUCAAGAAGAAGCUGAAGCUCUUCGAUUGAAGAUGAGUAUUGUGCAAGAAGAAAUCACCAGAAUUGAAAAUGAAACUGGAAAAUCAAUCAACACUAUCGAGAAGUUAGAUGAUAUGAAAAAUAAAUUAGAAAUUGCAAAACAGGGAAUUCAUGAGAGUGAUAAUUGGGACAUACUAGUUAAUGAUUUGGAAGAUGUGUUCGAUACUAAGAAUAUAGAACAAAUUUCAAGGAAGAUCUUAGGAAUGCAGCAAUCAUUGAAGUUGCUGGUGAAUGUAAGUGAUUACGAAGUUCGCAAAAUGCAGUUGGAAGGUUUAAAGAAUCGGUUAGAAGCAAUAGCUAGUCCAUUGAUAGUGCAAGCAUUUACAUCAAACAGUACUGAUAAUGCCAAGAUAUAUACAGAAAUAUUCAUGUCAAUGGAAAGAUUACCGCAGCUCAUGAAAUAUUACCACAAAUGCCAAAAAGAGGUGUUGCUCAAGAAGUGGCGAGCCAGCCUUGAAAAGGAUCAAGAUGAUACUGUUACUCAAUGGAUGCAUGGUUUCUACGAUCUCCUCAUAUCAAACUGGCAUACUCAGACUAAAUGGUUCAACCAGGUGUUCAAAAAUCAAUCAUCUACCGACUUUUUGAUAGAAAUAUAUGUAGACGUGCUGACAUCUAUGGAUCCAAGCUUCAAUGAAUGCAUCGAUGCCUCACUUAAGCAAGUUGGAGAUAAGUUGGCAAUGCUGCAGGAAAUCAAGCAAACAAUGUUCCAGUUUUGUAACAAUCUGAACAACGUUGUUAAGCAAACUACACAAGGAAAAGUGGAUUCGGCAAAACUUCUUAUUCUAUUCCAAACUGUCUGCAACCCUUUUAUUGUUUACGUUAACAAGUAUGCAGCCUACGAGCAGGCUUAUCUGCUGAAGAAAUUGUCCGGUAUCAAUUUCAUGCAGGAAGAGCUAUCGGACACUAUUCAGAAUCUGGGAUUGAGCGUAACCUCGGUUAUGGACAUAGCAAGAGAAUCCAAAUAUCGUUGCGCAGAUAUUACAGAGAACUGCGGUUACUGCGGGCUACUGAUCGCACUCAGGGCCUUCUUUUCUAAUUAUGUAGACCACUUUAGAGUGGCGCUUAGACAAAUUGAGAGAAACAAGAAGAACGUUGAGGAUUGGACCACUCUGCAGCUUUGCUUCUCUCUACUGCAGAUCUCUGGUGAUGUCAUGUUGAAGGUGAAGGAGUUCGAGAAGGAGUUGACGGAAACGGUUUUGGGAGAUCUCAACAGAAAAUUCGACGAUGUGGAGUUCAAGUACUUGAUUCUCAACAAAGAUGAUCGCAGAGAGAUAGAAUCCUUGGUGAAAUGCGUCACCGAGGGUACCAAAUUGUCUUUGUUGGAUCACGUCACCAACGAGUUCGUCAGUCUGUGUUCCGACAUCCACGACACAACCUACCAAGUAGUGCUGUCACCUAUUUCCAGUCAACUCAGCGUGGUGCAGUCCGCCAAGACUUGGGCCCAGUUUGCCAAUUCCACCUUCCACUCCUCCGACAUGCCAGACUAUAGUUUAUCACCCCAGGAAUAUAUUACUGAAAUUGGCCAAUACCUGAUGACUCUUCCUCAACAUUUGGAGCCCUUUCUAUUUAGAGAGAACCCUUCAUUGGCCUAUGUCCUUAGAGCUAUAAACGAAGAAUACAGCAUUACAGAUGAUACAGAAGGAGCUUUGGCAACCGUUUUUCUCAAACUUGUGGCAAAGGGUACUUGUCAAGCGUUUUCCGAUAAAAUAUUGUGUAUCUGCGAAUUGAACUAUCCUGCUAGUAGACAACUGUCCCAUGAUAUUGGUUAUCUGAGUAACGUCAUGCAAGAUUUAGGUCUAACCCUUUCGGAAAAUCUGCAACAACUUUCGAUACUAUUGAAGAUUCCAGCGGAUCAAUAUCAGUCUCAAAGUUCAGGUUAUUCAGCAAGAAAUGUUGCAGCUGUGAGGCAGAUGAGGAAUAUUCCCUCCAAUUAGGUGAAAAGGAAGUUGUUCCAUAGUUGGGUGAAUUAAUUUUUAGCUACUUAAGAUGAAUAUACCCAAGAUGAAUAUAUUAUAAAAAUUUUUUUUGUAGUAAGCAUAACAUCAUGUACAUAAACAUAAGCUCGCUUAUUUUGAAGAUCCUAAUAUAUUUUAUUAUGUU